This is a messenger RNA of Pristis pectinata (smalltooth sawfish), 2159 nucleotides long. RefSeq names its product lipolysis stimulated lipoprotein receptor (gene lsr). The transcript has 9 exons. NCBI's taxonomy places the organism in Eukaryota, Metazoa, Chordata, Chondrichthyes, Rhinopristiformes, Pristidae. Gene Ontology annotation, biological process: establishment of blood-brain barrier; tricellular tight junction assembly. Gene Ontology annotation, cellular component: tricellular tight junction; plasma membrane. The record is from RefSeq and is a predicted model, not a curated record. The coding region runs from base 1 to 1758 and encodes 585 amino acids.
AUGUUCUUGCCUCUUUGCGUUUUCUCUGGGCCAGGUAUCUCCACCGCGAUCCAGGUCACCACUCCGAACCCGUGGCAGGUGGCUCUCCUCUUCCAGCCGGUGGUGCUGAAAUGUCAGUACGAUACGUCCGCCACCCAGCCGCCCACCGUGGUCUGGAAGUACAAGUCGUUCUGUCGGGACCGCCUCCUGGACGCCUUCAACCCCAGCAGCAGCACCAACCAGGUCAACGACCAGCUCCAGCAGGCCGAUCCCAACUACGACCCCUACGUCAACUGCCCCGACGCGUCCCGCACCGUGCGGAUCGUGGCCUCCAAGCAGGGCAAGGCCGUGACGUUGGAUAAUUACUAUCAGGGGAGAAAGAUCACCAUAAUCGGGGAUGCUGAUCUCAGCAUUGAACAGACUGCCUGGGGAGACAGUGGGGUGUACUACUGCACCGUGACCGCUUUCCAAGACCUCUCGGGGAACAACGAAGCUUACGUCGAACUACUCGUGCUGGGUAGAACAGGAGGGACCUCUGACUUUUUACCAGGUGUACAGAUAGGGGACAUGCAAGACUGGCUGUUUGUGGUGCUGGUGUUGCUGGGUGCCCUCGUGCUGCUGAUCCUGAUCGGGGUGUGCUGGUGCCAGUGCUGCCCUCACACCUGCUGCUGUUAUGUCCGCUGUCCCUGUUGUCCCGAGAGGUGCUGCUGCCCGUACGCACUGUACCAUGCGGGUAAGGCAGCCACGGCGGGUGUACCCAGCCUCUACGCCCCCAGCUCCUACGCCGCCAGUGCCUUCUCACACCCCAGCCAGAUGAAGGUGCCGGCCCCCCAUCCUGUCAUGGUUCCCAUGACUCAGUUCAACGGCAGUUACGGCUCGGACUUCGACGGAGCCAGCUCAGUUGGAAACCACAGUCGCGUACCCCUGCUCCAUGACCAGGACGCCGCGAGUUCGGUGCGGAGUGGGUACCGGAUCCAGGCCAACCAGGAGAGUGACGACAUGCGUGUGCUGUAUUACGUGGAGAAGGAGCUGGCGCAUUUUGACCCGCGCUCGCCCGGGGACCCCGGCAGUAAAUACGAGAAUGCAUCUGCCAUGAGCGAGAUCUCAUCCCUCCACGAGGACCCCCCCGGCCGGGGCAACCUGCGGGACCACCUGGGCCGGAUGCGUCAGCAGGCUCUGCCCGCCAUCCGGGACCUGGACGAGGAGAGCGCGGUCAGCAGCGUCUCGCGCCAGCCUCCACGCCGGGACUAUGACUGGCCCGGCGCCAGCCGCCAGCGGGCACGCUCAAUGGAGAGCCUGGACGACGUGGGCAGGCGGGACUACCCCUAUCGCCGGGACCGGGACUGGGAGAGGGGCCGUGGCCGGCGGGAAUCGGACAGCGAGUCUGGUGGCUGGCGCUCGGACCGGGAGCGAGACAGGCGAGGCCGGGACCGCUCCCCGGAACGCCGAUCCCCCUACCAGCGCCGGAGCCGGAGCCGGGACGACCUGACCGAGCUGGGGCGGGAUCGCGGCCGCUACCCGCCGUCCCGCUACGAUGACGACUCCUUCCUGGACGAGGUGCUGCGCAGGAAAGGGGGGAGAGGGGGCUCAGAGAGCAGCAGUGUCUCCACUGCCCGGUCCGGGAACCGGAAGAAGCCGAGGGGUGGCGAGGAGGAGGAGGACUUGCCGCUGCCCCCGCCCUACACCGAGACCGAGUCGGUGUCAUCCUCUGCCAGGGGAAGGAACGAGAAGAGGCUGAGGAAGAAUGACGCGGUUAGCCGCGAGAGUUUGGUGGUUUAGUGAGCAGUCGAGGGUGUCUCGCCCCUUGGACCGAGGGGAACCUCCGGGGGAGGAAGCUUCAGUCGGACUCGAUCGUUUGUGUGAGCUGCGGGAUCCCUGUCGGAAUCCGACGAUCCGGCUCCCGACCGCACCAGCCCUUCCUGCCAGAAGCAAGGUCCGUUCCCUCAAUCCCAGCGAGGGCGUUUGCCAGGAUUUAAUUGCACUCGAGCUGGACACCUCUAACUGGGUCCCGAAUCCACUGUGCACGGACUGCCCUCCCUAUUUGACUGCCCUCCCUCCCCCACCCUCCCCACACUCUCUCUCCCCCUUCUCUCUCUCUCCCCCUUCUCUCUCUCCCCCCCUUCUCUCUCUCCCCCCCUUCUCUCUCUCCCCCCCUUCUCUCUCUCUCCCCUGUCUCUCUC